Molecule: messenger RNA, 795 nt
Organism: Fusarium mangiferae
Lineage: Eukaryota; Fungi; Ascomycota; Sordariomycetes; Hypocreales; Nectriaceae
Exons: 3
Coding region: 1-795 (264 amino acids)
Source: RefSeq, a predicted model, not a curated record
AUGCAAUUAUCGACAUUUGUCGCUUCUGUCCUCGCGGUGACUGCCUCUGCAGCACCAACCUAUCCUACUAUUACUGUCACCGAUGCUGGAUCCGCCAUUGACGCAUUAGGGUCAUUAUCCGGAUACUUUAAUUUGGUCGCGGAUAAGGUCAAGGCCGUCAAGUCAUAUGGAAUGGCUCCUGUCUGUGAUCUCUCACAAGCUAAGAUGCCUCUUGAUGGCCAAUUACCUUCCCCAGCCAAGGGCCUGAAGCUGGUUCAUGUCGCUAUCGGCCGUGGUACGCAAAACUACACAUGCGAUACCAGCAAGCCUUCAUCAGCUCCCGUUGCUACUGGUGCUGUGGCCACUCUCUUCAACGGCAGCUGCGUCGCCGCGAUGUACCCAGAUCUGAUCGAACGCAUCCCUGGAAUGGCCGUUCACUUCCCUCUGUCAGAUGCCAACAAGCUUGGCCCUGCAUCCCUCGCUGAGUCUGGUCACCAUUAUUUCACCGCCGAUGGUACGCCCUUCUUCGACCUCCGCACUCCCAACCAAGACAUUGGUGAGGCUCCAUGUGCAAAGAACAGCAGCGCUCCUGCUCCAUCUCUCUCUGCCAAGGGACAGCUUGGUGAGAAUGCUGUACCAUGGCUUAGACUCACCACCAUUGAGGGUGCUACCCACAAGAUGAAGGAAGUCUACCGAACUACAACUGCCGGUGGCAGCGCCCCUGCAACCUGCCAGGGUAUGGAUGCCGAAUUCGAGGUUCAAUAUGCCACAUUAUAUUGGUUCUGGGCUGGCGAUAUUGAAGAAGACGAUGCGUAA